GUGUAGCGCUUUGUAAGAUUAAUAUUUGAUAUAUAGUGUAACAAGGACCCAUGAGCUGUUAUUAGUGUUGACAGUGAAGGCAGGAGAGGCGAGGAAGAUGAAAUGUGGGUUGCCCGCUGCCUCGGGCCUGUCUAGCGAGUGGUGGGUGGAAGCCUGUGAAUCACUCUCUAAAUGAGGACCUGCCCAGUGUUGCACAUGUUUAAUGAUCGUUUGUAUAAGUUCCACCCAGAGUUUAGGCCUUCCCAGCUCAAACGUAGUGAAUCCAUUAUGGCUGAGGGCAAGUGGUAGUUCCUGUCUUGCCGUCCGUUACCUGGUUUUCACCUCGAGUGGUUGCAUAUUUAUGUAUCGAAAAGGCUUCCUUCUAUGGAAGUGUCGAGUGUCAAUGAACUAUUGUCGGGUAAGAAAUGUGAGCACCUGUUUAAAGUGGCCUAUUCAUGACCACACCUGCUUAAAGUGCCAUUUUUGUUUGGCCACAGCUGCAUCAUGUUGCCUCCGUGGCCACACCUACAUAUAGCCAUACCUAUGUAUUUUGGUCAUGGCUACAUCAUUUGGCUUCUUUAUAUGGCCACAUUUGCAUAAAGUGGCAUCAUAUGGGUUCUUAUUUAGGCCACAUCUACAUGUGGCCACUCACCUGCAUCAAGUGGCCUCUUCAUGUAGCCACAUCUUCAUCAAUUGGCUUCUUCAUGUAGCUAAACCUGUAUCAGUCAUCCUCUUCAUAUAACUACAACUGCAUUAAGUGGCCUCUUCAUGCAGUCACACCUACAUCAAUUGACCUCUUCUGUAGCCACACCUAAAAUAAACUGCCUCUGUGCAGCCACACCUGCAUCAAACUUCUUAUUCAUGCAGUCACACCUGCAUCAAAUGGCUUUAUGUAGCCAUACCUGCAUCAAGUGGCUUCUUCAUGAAGCCAAACCUGCAUUAAAGAGCCUUUUCAUAUGGCAGACUAAAAUAUGUGAUACCUAAUUAAGCAUACUAUUUAGAAACUGCUACUUUUGUUAUUUUUUGUCCUUAAGUAACUCUUUACAUUGCUGUUGUCAUGUUGUGGGUGUUGAAAACUGCUUUAAGCUCAAACUGAAAGUGUAAGUAUAUUGGGUGGGCAUACACAUGUCCACACUAUCAUUACCCCAUUUCCCUCUUUCAUGGAGUGGGGAGGUAUUGUAUAUUGACAUUAUAAAAUAGAAUUUCUAUGUAGCUCUUAUCAUUUUUUUAUGUAUAUGGUAUAUAAGUACUGUAAUACUCUGCAGUAUGGUACUAUAAGUACAUAAAAAGUCAUACAUAUAUAAUUCAUAGUUUUGAGUAUUGUAUCAUAAUGAUUGUUCAAUUAGCAUAAGUUAGAUCUAGGAAGAACAGAAUUCUACAACACAACAUAUGUAUGAAUUAUUUUCUUUUUGUUAAUGCCAAAACUUAUUCUGUACUGUAUAUACAAAGGCAUAUUGGUAUAAAAUGGUAAAAUCCAGCUUUUAAAGCUAUUGCACACUUAGAGGGUAAAAAUAAAUGAUAUUUCAGUUAAAGUUGUAGCUAUCUAACUGAUAACAUUAUGUACUGUAUUGUAUUUGGAAAUAUGACGAGGCAGUAUGAGGGCGAAGUAACAGUUCAGCUUUAAGGUGCGCGUGAGGUGGAGGGGGUUUGUUUACCUCUUGCAGUUCUCUCUCCCGACUACCUGUGCUUCACUCUUUUCCACUCCCCCUCACUUUCCUCUUGACACAGGUGGCCCAGACGUGCUUGCACAUUGAAGAAGGAAAGAAAUAUGGGGACCAUCAGAUGGACAGAGAAUGGACAUACCGCCCCCCUGUGCUAGUAGGGGAGCGGGUAGUUUGGCUUGGAGAGUUGGCACGACUUGGGGCAGAGGAGCCUUGUGAACAUAGUCCCCACCAUGGUACAGUCAGUUGGAUUGGCAAAAUUCCAGAGAUGGGCAAUCACUGGACUGUUGGAGUGGAAUUCGAUUCUGAUAUGGUCAAUGGCUGUGAUGGUUCCUGGAAUGGUCGCCAUUUAUUUACUUGUCCAAAUUUUCGAGGCCUUUUCCUACCUGUAUUAUCACUUAUUAAAGAAAAGGAUUAUAAUGAUGGUAAACACACAACUCUUUCUGGGACUUCAAGUCAGACAAGGACAACUUCCUCCUUCACACCAAUAUCAUCAUCAUCAUUGAGCUCAAACAAACCUCUGGCAACCUUCGACUUGAGUUUGGCACCAGAGCCCCCACCACCCAAGACAAGAGCACCUAUACCUUCCGUUGACAUCACGAGUAGAAAAAUAUUGAAGCAAAGUGGAUAUGAAGUAAUUCAUCCUGGGAGCUCGGGCAUCGGCGGCAGCAAGACGACGAAGCAACAUCACACCCACCUGCAUGACCAGAGCAUAAACUCCAUUUCUGUCAUAACUUCUUCCAUAUAUUCACCCUCUACAAUUGCUACAACCACAGCCACCAACACCACAGUAUAUGCUUCUACUGGCUACUCCUGCACGAGCAAAAGUAAGAAGGAAGUGCUAGCUGCAAAGCUUGUACAAAAAGGGGCUCAGGACAUGUCUCAGGAAAACAAACAUGACAGUGAUGAUGAGGACUAUAAGAUGAUGGCAAGUGAUUGUGUGAAGAGUGGUAGACUAGGUGGCCCAGGGAGAGGGGGUACUGAUGAGGACUGGUAUGAUGGCUUGGCUUAUUUUGGAGAAACGAUGGUUAGAAAAUCUACACUGGUGUCCGAAGGCAAAUUAAAUGAUACUUCAGGAGCGUUAGGGCAGAACCGACAACCCAGUGUAUCAACUCCAUCAAGUCCAACACUUAAUGAUUACCAAAGACACCACGGGAAAAAGCUUAGUUCUUCAAGUGCAUCCACGACAGCAAGCGAUAUAUCUAAGUACAUGAGUUCUCCUGGGCGGUACUCCAUGGGUGAUAGACACUUUCCGCUUAAGAGAGAGAAAACAUCUGGUUUUCUAAAUAUAUUUCGCUGGUUUAUUAAUCGGGACAAGAAGAAAAGAUCUACAUCAGUGGACCGCAUGAGCAAUGCAAGUGCAGGCAGUGUCAACAGUCUGUCUAGCUCUGCCAGUGGUUUUGCUCAUGUUCCCAUCAUGAGAAGUAAAAGUGCUGACACACACAAAAAGAUGUCUUCAAAAAAACAGCCUCAAUUUGGAAUUACCCGACAAUACAAACUAUUUACAAGGGUCUCUUCACUUGAACAUAACUCAGAGACCUGUCAUGAGGAGGGAGACAGGAGACAAUCAUUAGUAAGUGCCUCAGAUACGUUGUCGAUGCCUGGGUCUCGAGGGACAACACUGAGUCGAAAAAAGAGGGCAGCGCCCCAACCACCUGGAUCACCAAAGACAAGUGAUUCUGAAUCACUAAGGUCACAGAAAAGCUGUACCAGUCUUCCAGCAAGGGAAACAAGACCCAGCAUAGCCUUGGAACAAGACUUACCAAGUGUAAAUUGUCAGGUGCCAGAAGGUAGGAAGCUCCAGAAAUCAAAGAGUGAAGGUUUGAUAUAUACUAGAGUCAAGAGAAGAGCUCCACUGCCACCUGGGCAGACAACUGUAGAGGCAGUUACUAUAAAUUAUAGUAAAGAUAAUACAUCAACACUCGCCAGAGAUUGCCAAACGAAGCACCAGGUACCUAGUGUUGUUCUUGAGAAAAGUGAUCGACCAGUAAGCUCUGUUUCCUCCGGAAGUUGUCUCUCUCAGUCUCCAUCCUCAGCUUCUACUACAUUAAAGUCACAGAGCAGCAGUAUUGCCUCCAGCAGUCAGUAUUCUGGCGAGUCCAUCAGACUGGAGAGUGGCUUUCUCAGGCAGGACAUCACCAAGUCUUCCUCCAGCCCUGCCAUACCUGAUACUGGCAAACUGACUCUUUCUCCACGUCCCUGGUAUAAACGGAAAAAAAGUAAAGAUAAGGAGUGUAAUAAAGAUUCAAGAGCAGUUAAUAAGAAAGAAAAAGCUUAUGAUAGCUGGAUGCCUGAUAUUCAGUUUUCACGAAGUAAACUCAGUUUAAGUGGGACUUUUAGGAAAAGUAAAAGCUUUGACAGUGAUGCAGGUACACUGAAGAAAUCAAAGGAUGAUGAUAGAAAGGAAAAACGUAAAUCUCAAGUAUCAUUAUUGGCUAAUAUAAGUGAGCUGGACCGAGCUGCCUCAGAGCAAAUGCAGAGGGAAUUAGAGCAACGUAGGGCACAGAAGAAGACCUAUGACAGCAAGUUUUAUAAGUCUAGUGAACCUCACAUUCUGACUCAGACAGAUUUCAUGCCAAGAACUAGAAAUGAAAGCAAAAGUGAAAUGUUUGAUACAAGUACUUUGAGUUCUGAAACAGUGGGCUCGUUAGACAAUGGCAGAGCAGAUACUGAACAUGCAUUUCCAAAUCACAUAAAUGGUAUUUACGAUAACUUUGGUGACUCUGGGCCAGAUCUAACUCUUCCACAAAGCUACUCAAAACAGGCAACACUUAGAAUUGAUGAAAAAGAAAGUACCUUCCAUCAUUCCACUGAAAAUAAUCCAAAUGUGUCUGAUCCUGCACUGCUUGAUUUAUCCAGUGCAUCUCAAGAAUCAAAUUCUCUUAAGACAAAAAUUGCCACCACACAUCUUAGUUAUUCUCCACAUGUUCAAGAAGCCACGGUCACAUUAGAUCCUACCCAGCCUCCCUCUCGGGAAUCACCAAUGCAAAGAGCAACAUUUGAUGCAGAAUUGUUUUACCGGCUCGCUAAGGAUACCCAAAUCCCUAAUGAGCCAAAAAAUAGAAAUUCACCAAUACUUGCUGGGGUCAGAGAGAACAAGAAAAUGGUAUCAUAUGAGGAAUUAAGUGAAGAAGAAAUAGAGGAUGAUUUACCUGUUGGUAGUGAACCUCUGAUCCAGUUUCGGAGAUUGAACAAAAAUUUUGGUCUUCGUAUGAAUAACUUUUUCUCACCAGAUGUUUCCACUAUCAUAGAGGCAUCCGAGUCUAUGACAUCAAGUGCUACGACUCCAGCAGAUGAUAUUUAUGAAGACCUUCCUGUACCUUCAUCUGUUAACGGGAGGGGAAGAAGGGAAUCUGUCCAUGAUGAGAUUAACAGUGAUGCUAACUAUGAGUUCCGUCUUAGUUCGACAGAUGCUCGGGAGAUCAUGCAAGAGUUAGCAGAUGUUAGACAAGAAAUUCAAAAGAUCAAUAAUGAAGAAGAGGAAGCAGCAAAAAAUAGAGAUAAGAGAAAAGCAGAUAAGAUUCGUGAUGAGGUCCUCUUAUUGAGGGACAGAAAUAGUUUUGAGAUUUGGCAAAAUGCGACAGAACAUGAAGGAGCUAGAAAUGUGGAUGUGGCCCCACCACCUCCUAUUGACCUAAACGAAGGAAUAGAGCGCAAGUUGAAGUGGGUAUGUGAGGUGUGUACUCUGAUCAAUCUGCCAUGGAGACUUCAGUGUGAGGCAUGUAUGAUGCGUAGACCUGCCAACCCCAAGCGAGUGGACGAGGAUGGGAAGUCCUUCACCUCAGAUCACAUUAGUUCACAUCCAAGUAUCUCUGAUGAAAGUCCUGUGACGGUUAUCCAUGAUGAAGGUAACCCAGAAGGUUUUAAAGAAGCUUUAGGGGGCACUGAUAUAGUACCAGACACUGGUCAGUCUCCUGAUGGGGAUCAAAAGUCUUCCCGAGACAAAAAAAAGAAGGAUAUUAACUGGGAGAGAGAGUUGCAGAAAUAUUUCAAAACAUUUGAUGAGCAUGUCAAAGGCACUGUUGGUGAUAUGAAAGAUUGUUCCACUUUAAAUUCAGAAACCAUUAAGCCCACAGAAAUUAGUGUUUCUGAAGCUGAAGAACCAUAUGGAAAAAUUAUAACAAGUUUGAGGAAUGAAUGUGGGGCUACAGCAGUUUGUACAUCCCAAGAAGUAAAAGUCAGAGGCAAGGGUGCAAAGCCAAAGACAAUAUUCUUUGGUACUGCUUCAGGUCCUCCUGACACAUAUAUUCAGAGCUUGAAUUCAUUACAGACUGACAAUGAGUUGAAAACUUUAGAAUUUACUGUUAAAGAAGCACACACCAGUGAAGGGUUAAACAAAGAACCUGAUAUGGAACAGUUGAGAAAAGUGAGGAUAGCAAAAUUCCAAGAAAACAGCCAUGCUGACAAUGAAAUUAACCACAGUGAAGCAUGCACAUUAGAGAAUCAUCAUGAAAAAAGAAAUAAAAAAAAACACGGAGACAAAAAAAAAAAAAUUAAACCAAACAAAACUGAGCUGGAAGAUGAUAAGAUAAAUGAGUUAAAUAGUAUUAGUGCUGCAAGUUUGCCGACAGAACCAGAAUUGAUUGUCAGAGAAAGUGAAUCUCAGCAUGAAGAAGAAACUUCUUUUUACAGCAAACAUUUCCGUAAACCACAAGUCUUAAAGCCAAGUGGUGCUGUGCGUAAUGUAGUUAGCAUUUUUAAUCAGUUUGAACAAUUGCAACAAGCCAAAAAAGAAAAGCCACGAGUAACUCGCAGAAGGUCAUUUGGUAAUAUCAUAGGAAGAACACAAAUUUUCGAGCAAUUGAAUUCUGAAACCAGCAGUCCAGAAUUACUGAGAUCACAGAAUGAGACCAGAGAUGGCACCAGACAACAAUUUAAAUCUGAUGUCCCAAGGGACACAGAAGUAUUUUCUGCCAUUGCUAAAUUUGAUGAAAUGGCUGCCAUAGCAGAGUUAGAAAAAAUCGAAAAACAGAGAAUGAGGAAAGAAGCAGCAAAGAAAAAACCUCGGUUUAUAGCAGUGUCCAGAGCAUCCUCAUUGCAAACAAGCAAGAAUGUUUUUAACAACACCACUGCCAGCCAAGCUACUAUUUCCAUCAGCAGCACUAACCCAACACCAGUUUUGCAAUCAAACCUUCAUCCUAACCUUAAUAAUGAACCAACAUCUAGGAAACCUCCUAUUGAUCCUAAAUUGAGUUCCCAUUCAAUGGAUCUCUCUGAGGGAAUCAUCAAAGGAGGAGUGCUUUAUACGGAACAACGCAAACGCUCCAUGUCCAUAGGAUCAGGAACUUUUGAGUUAAUCCAAGCUAAAGAUUUUGAGACAAUAGAGGCACAGCACAGUGAAUGUUCACCAACCACUGAAAGCCGAAGCAUCACCAGUCCCGUCACCCCUUCACCAAAUGGUGAGAGUUUGAGCAUCAUCAGUACUACCAGCCUCUCAACAGCUACUGAGAGUCAAAGCAUCACCCAGUCACCAAUUCCACCAAGAGAAAUGGCGUUUCCUUUGAUGCCAGAGAUUAUUAUUGAGCCCUCCAUAUCCCUAACAUCCUUUUCUGAUAACACCAGAGAGACGGUGCCAGAGGUGGGGGUUGUGCUUGGGAAUCAUGGCCAGGUGGAAAAGAAAGAAGUCGAGAGACUGAGUCGCCAGCUCACAGAGGCUGAUGGCAUUGCAACAUUUAAAGGACAUGAUCACUUCCCCAAGGAAGGAAGGAUGGUACUGGAUGUCAAAUAUCUCCUCGUCUUUCCUGCAACCUUGCGAGCUGAGGAGCCAACAUUAGGACAGAUCAAUACGCUCAACAUCAACCGACUUCUAAAACGUCUUGAGGGUUCCAUUGCUCGUGGUAACCAUGCAGAGGCUGCACGGCUUGCCCAUGAACUGGCUGAGCUGAGGGUGUCCUGCUCUGUUACACGCAAUCCUAGAAAUAAAUCAAGCGAUGAGGUCACCGUGCCAACAUUCCCUGACAACCUUGCUAAUCCCAUGAUGCUUUCCAAGGCUGAAUUAAUUAAUUCAAAUGGAAGUCUAGACAUACCCAGGACUCAAACUCCUACUAGUAAUAUGUCAGAAUGCUUUUAUGAUGCUACAGAUGUUAUAGAAAAUGAAGAAACAGAGAUAAGUGAGUACAAUCAAUUAGAUAAUUGUGCUCAGUUAAAUAAUUUUAAACACAAUGUCUAUCAGAUACAAACACCUGAAACAGAAGUUGCUUUAAAUUAUCCAACUUCAAAAGCAGUAAUAGUUACUAAUUCUGCAGUUCACUCUCCAGCAUCUCUCCUAACAUCAACUUCUGACCACACUCGGAAUAAUACCCAAACAGGAACAGCCACUGGAGAAGUUAAUACAAGUGGUGAAAGCCUAGAAGAUAUCAUGAACACUAGUUGUUUACAUGCAACCAAACGAGACACACGAGUAGACCCAGCAAGACGUGAAGUUAAAUCUGAUACUAUAAGCAAAUUACCUGAUGGACCUCCAAUGUAUAUGAAAGAUCUUGAUAAAGCAGUGCUUCCUUUCAAUGUCAAGAUGUAUGUGGAGGACAAGAACAGCCAUCAAGGACCUAUAACAUUCACCGUUACAUCAUCCAUGACCGUAGGGGAAUUGCGAAAGAAGGUCUGUCAUGACUUUGGAUUCCCACCAGAGGUUCAGAGAUGGAUCCUGGGAAGACGCUUGGCAGAUGAUGACAAUCAAACCUUGGAGCACCACAAGGUAACCACAGAAGGCUGUCCAAUUUUCCUUUACUUAGUAGCACCUGAUUCUGAGCCAAAGGCUCAGGCACAGAAACCGUCUGAAAAGGCUGUCACGUCUAGAGGCAGUGGUGUUAAAUUACCUGAAAACCGAUAUGCAGACGUAAGAACUGCGAACGAGAAUGAACAUCCAAGGUACUUACAAGCCUUUGAUGAAGAAGGAAAUGUAGAAUAUAGGUUUUAUAAUCCAGAUACAGAUAAAUAUGAAGUUAGUGUUGAUGUAGAUGACAGUGAUAUUAGUGGUGACGAUGAUAAUAGUGAUGAAGAUACGUUAGAGGAAGAAGAGGAAUAUUAUGAGAAUGUGACUCUCAGUAAAACAGAGAAAGAUAAUAAUCAACUUACAUACAAUUCAUCUCCAAGUAGUAAAAUUAAUUUACAUCAAAAUGUAAAUAAAAUAUAUAGAUCAGUAUCUUUACAAUCACGGGAGGAAAAUUAUUCAUUGCCCCCUCCUUUAAAUGAAUCUCGUAGGGCCAAUAAUACCAUUAGUGUUUCUAGUCAAAAUAGUAAUCCUAUUAUAAAUUCUAAUGCAAUAUCUACUAGUCAAACUAAUUAUGCAACAACUGUUGAAAAUGAUAAUACUCACAGCCAAAGUAGUCUACAGGGGCACAGUCAAGAAAGUUAUAGACGGUCACUUCAGUCAGUUAAGAGACAAGUGUCUGAUCCUGUUCUAAGCUUGAACCAAGAGAAAGAACAUCAUGAGACUGUGCCUAAUGGUGAACAACUUGAACAAAUUCAACAAACAAAACAACUACACCCACAACAACAGAGGCAGCAGGAUCAACAGUUGACAUUGCAACAACAGUCCCCAUCUAAUCAGCAUGUAAUAUCUCCAGAAUCCAAAGAGUCAAUCCCAGCUCAAAACACACAAGAACACAUUCUAUGUUUACCACAUAAUAAUAGUGGUUCACAAAAGUUUGAUUUGCCAAAACCUACCCAGGAACCUCAUAACAGAGACAGUAAAUCACAGUCACAUCCACUGAAGUAUUCACCUAAGCAGCAAAAGACUUUCCCACCUCCAACUCAUAUCCUGGAAGCACCGACACAAGUGCAACAUCAGCUACCCCAAUCAAAACAAUCUCAGCAGCAUUCAUCAAAACUACAGCUUCCACCAUCUCAGUCACAACAAUGCUCAACACAACCAUCACAGAAUAAUUCAAACGAGUUAUUAGAACAGGCGACAUCCCAGCCACUACAUCAUCAGCCGUACCAGCUUCAAAUAUCCCAGCCAUCACAGCAACACACUUCUGAAUCACCACAGACGGUAGAACAGCCUCAGCAGCAGCCUCUGCAGCUACAGCACAGUCAACCAUUGCAACUUGCACUUCAGACACAAUCUCAUCAGAAAUCAAGAAAACCAGAGCAUGAAACACCCCAGCAACAAAGAUGUCUUAGGGAUAAAGAUCCAGUUACUCAUCAGUUAUCUGAGCAACAAGUGGAUUUGGCAGAAGAUCCUUCACCCACUAAGAUCCAUGGAUGGGUGUGUCCAAGGUGCACGCUAGUCAACAUGUGGACAAGGCCUGGGUGUGAAGCUUGCGCCACUGAACGCCCUGGCACAGGUUAUCAACAAGCUACUGGGACCUCUGACAAAAUGCCUGGGUUAGGUGCAGUGAUGUCUGCACUUGAACGCCAAGGCUGUGUACCCAACCCAGAUCCAUUUGAGUGUCGUGUCUGCUUUAUGGACAUCAAAAUAAGUGAAGGUGUGGUACUGCGAGAUUGUCUCCACACCUUUUGCAGGGAGUGCCUGGCCAAUGCCAUUAAAUAUUCUGACACUGCUGAUGUGAAGUGUCCAUACAGAGACAACCAGUACUCCUGUGACUCUUCUCUGCAGGACAGAGAAAUCAAAGCUCUGGUAACACCACAGGAGUAUGACAAGCAUCUAACCAAGUCUGUUAAGCAAGCAGAGGGAACCAUGCAAAACGUGUUUCACUGUAAGACUCCUGACUGCCCUGGCUUCUGUCAGUUUGAGGAUAAUGUCAACUUAUUUCAUUGUGAUGUCUGCAAGAAGGUCAGCUGCCUUACAUGCCAGGCACAACAUGAAGGCAUCACAUGUCAAGAAUACCAAGAUGAUCUUGCACAGAAAGUGGAUGAGGCUGCAAUGAAGACCAAAAAAUUCUUUGAUGAUAUGAUUCGUCGUGGAGAUGGGUUGCCAUGCCCCAAGUGCUCUGUCAUGUUAGUAAGAAAAUGGGGUUGUGACUGGAUGCGAUGUCCAAUGUGUCGAACAGAAAUCUGCUGGGUGACCAGAGGGCCACGGUGGGGUCCUGGAGGACCAGGAGAUGUGUCUGGAGGUUGCAAGUGUGGCAUUCGGGGUCAAAAAUGUCACCCAAAAUGUACCUACUGCCAUUAAUGUGUAUAUUGCCAUAACGUGUGCAAUAGUUAAACAACUUCUAUGGAACAGGAUUAUUUUCACUUUCUGUACUCUUUACCAUGCAUAGAUAAUUUAACUUCCAGACAAAAGAUCCUUAAAAUUGAUCUGUACUAAGACUAAAGAAUUUUGUUAUAAUCUGAGUAAUUAUAUUUACUGUAAUUGUAUUUAUACAUUUUAUAUUAUUUCAGUACAGUAUUAACAAAUAAUUUAUGUAAUUUUACUCAUUAAUUCACUAAGCAGAUCAUGUGAUGCUGAGGUUGAUUCUCGCACAUUUGCAAGUGGAUAAGCAUAUAAUUUUCAUUGCAUAGUGCUUUUUGACCAAAGAUCUAAUAUUUAUUUUAU
Messenger RNA from Procambarus clarkii (red swamp crayfish), 11079 nucleotides. RefSeq lists its product as uncharacterized. The record is from RefSeq and is a predicted model, not a curated record. Gene Ontology annotation, cellular component: ubiquitin ligase complex. Gene Ontology annotation, biological process: protein linear polyubiquitination; proteasome-mediated ubiquitin-dependent protein catabolic process. Gene Ontology annotation, molecular function: ubiquitin-protein transferase activity; ubiquitin binding. NCBI's taxonomy places the organism in Eukaryota, Metazoa, Arthropoda, Malacostraca, Decapoda, Cambaridae.